GUACGCAGGAGCCCGCACGAUGUUUUCAGCGCGCCCCGCUUCCCCGUUUCCCUCCCCGCCCCAAAUCCCGAUCUCCUCCAAUCUUUUCGCGAAAAUUUUCAAGAUUCGCCGGCUCAUGUAGGCCUCGGACCAAAAAUGGCAAGAAACACAGAUCCUUUCGCUCCCUCCACUCCUCUACAGCCAAAAUUUUCCUCCGAAACUCAAAUCUUGCCUUCUCUUCCCUCCCUGGCUCCAUGCCCCCUGUACAAAUACCAUGGAAGAUCCUGGCAGUCCCAUCCCAAGCUCCAAUUCGAGCCACCUCGCCGCCUAGUAUACCACACAGCCCCAAAUCCAAGAGCGGCACCUCCUGCCCCAGAUGGCAGUUGACCGCGCCGACAAGGAGAACCUGCCGUCGGCGGCCGCGGUCGCCCGACUCCACGGCGUCGCUGUCAAGAGCUGCAAGCUGAAGCGGCUCGGGAGGGCGCGGAGGCGUGUGCCUCUCCGGGACAUCACCAACCUCGUCGUUGCGGAGUCCGCGGUACCCGAGUGGCAGCCGCACGCGUGGCCGGCGACGGCGGAGCUGGCGAAGGCGGGGCCUGCCGGGAAGAACCUUGCUGCUGCUGCUGCUGCUGCUGCGGGAUCGAAGGCGGGCAGAUACUCUCUCCGGAAAGAGUUCAGAUAGCCAAAAAUUGUACAUGGAUCUGUAUACUACUCAUUUGGUUGUCCAACGAUUCAUUGGACUAAAAUUUUGCCGGAUUGGUUUCCUCAUAUCUGUAUUCGUGAUUAUACGAAACGAGCCGCUGAGAAAGGAAGAAACAGUAAAAGAGGUGAAUUUGGUCUUUAAUC
This is a messenger RNA of Lolium perenne, 825 nucleotides long. The record is from RefSeq and is a predicted model, not a curated record. Lineage: Eukaryota; Viridiplantae; Streptophyta; Magnoliopsida; Poales; Poaceae.